AUGUCUUCAUCUUUUCCUCUUCUUCCCACUCGUAUUGAAGACAAAUAUAUGAAACCUCUAGAUUCUUUUUCCUUGACUGCAGGAGACCUGACUGCAAAUCCUGCCUCAGUACAGGCUGCUUCAUCAGACUCCAACAUUAAAAGCGGUGGGCACAUGUUUUCAUCACCUUCUAAAUGCCUGAAUGGCAUCGCUUUUUCUUCCUCAAUUUCUCAACAUGAUAGGCAGCAUCAAAAUUCUCCCUUCAUUUCUAAGACAUUGAGAAGAGACGAUGUAAUGCCCCCGCAAGGAACUUCCCUUACUCAGAGUGGGGAAGAUGCGUCUUUCCCACCUUCACAUUCUUGUUAUCCGGAAAUACACUCGGCAGCAUUCGUUUCUCGACCCCCAGAAAGUGAUGAUAUUUCAUGGGGACCAGAUCCCUUUCAGGAUAUUCUUAAUCUAUCUGUAAAUGAUUCCGUACAGAACGAUCAGAUGGAAAAUAGUUCUUGUUUUAUGUCUGAUGACAACUCCAAAAAAACUGAUUUUGGGGAGUGGGUAGAUCAGUUAAUGUCAGUCGAUGAAUCUCCUCAUCCAAACUGGAGCCAGCUUCUUGUUGAUGAUAAUGUACCGGAUUCGAAAUCAGAGGGGACCCACUCCACCAAGCAGCAGGAUGCACCAUCUGGAGAAGUUAAUGCUCCUCCUACUUCAGCAACGAAUGCACUACAAAGUAAGCCUAGAAUGCGUUGGACUCCAGAACUUCAUGAAGCUUUCGUGGAAGCAGUGAAUAAGCUUGGUGGUAGUGAGAAGGCUACUCCUAAGGGUGUUUUGAACCUAAUGAAAGUUGAGGGUCUUACUAUAUAUCAUGUGAAAAGCCAUCUGCAGAAGUAUAGAACAGCCAGAUUCAAGCCCGAAUCAUCAGGAGCAGGAGCCUCUGAGAAGAAGUCAACGUCAACCAAAGAAAUGAAAUCUUCAGACUCGACAGCUAGCAUGGGGAUUACUGAGGCGUUGCGGUUGCAGAUGGAACUCCAGAAGCGGCUUCAUGAACAACUUGAGAUUCAAAGAAAGUUGCAGAUUCAAAUAGAAAACCAAGGGAAGCGUCUUCAGAUGAUGUUUGAGAAACAAAGAGAAAUGGAGGACGGCAAACACAAGACAUUACCCUCCUCCUUAGACGGGCCCACGGUAUUAAAUUCCCCCGCGAUUGAGGGUCAAGAAACAUCUGGAAUCAGCAGUAUCAAUGCAACAACCGCGGGCGAAGAAUGUUCUGGGGAUGCCUGCACAAAGCAAGAGGUGGAAGGAACUAAAGUUACUAAUGAAGAAGAGGCGGGGCAUGACCAGUUGGGUGCACCGGCCUCCAAACGGGCGAAAAGCAGGUGACAGCAGAAUUCUCUAACUUGCAAUGGCAUCUAGUAUCGCUGCUUCUGGGGAUAAUUUGUUGGAAUUGCCCUUUAAAUUUAUUAUUUCUGUCCAACAAUUUCUUGUCCGAUUUGGGCUAACCAUUCUAGCUGGCUGUGCUACUACUGACAUUUGCUGUAGAUAUUUUUUUUUUUCAAUGUUGUUGAAUUUGGAAGUUCUCAUUGAUAUCUUGUUGAAUUUGUUCUACCUUUAUGGUUGAAUUAGACAUAUUAGAAUUUACAAGUGUAAGAAAUGAUCUCAUGAUUUAAUACCUCAA
Neltuma alba is the source of this 1645-nucleotide messenger RNA. Its product is annotated as protein PHR1-LIKE 1. Gene Ontology annotation, molecular function: DNA binding; DNA-binding transcription factor activity. The record is from RefSeq and is a predicted model, not a curated record. Bases 1 to 1350 code for a protein of 449 amino acids. Lineage: Eukaryota; Viridiplantae; Streptophyta; Magnoliopsida; Fabales; Fabaceae. The transcript is spliced from 7 exons.